This is a messenger RNA of Mytilus californianus (California mussel), 3992 nucleotides long. RefSeq lists its product as uncharacterized. The record is from RefSeq and is a predicted model, not a curated record. The coding region runs from base 12 to 1670 and encodes 552 amino acids. NCBI's taxonomy places the organism in Eukaryota, Metazoa, Mollusca, Bivalvia, Mytilida, Mytilidae. The transcript has 6 exons.
UAUUGUAGAAAAUGAAUCUUUUGUUGGUGUUACCAUUUUUCCUGUGCAUUUCAUAUUGUCAUUCUGAAGUCCAUCUCGAAGAACUAAAGCCCAAAGAACUUGUGUUAUUGAAUGUGGCAGUGAAAGCGAGGCUACUUGAGAAGCUAUCUGAAGAAACUGACAAAAUCCAAUUUGAACGGAACGAGUUAGUCAACCGUCAUAAGGCAUGUCUACUAAAUAUUUCGUCUACAGCCAAAGCUUGCAAACAGUGUGUUGUAAACAAAUGUGAAAACAGAGGAAAGCAAUGUCAACUGUCAUCAACAGAUUUACAAAAAAUUAAAGAUGAAUUUGACAAUAAAGAAAUACCUGGAGUGGACUUUUUAAGCCCCCCAACUGUUGUUCAAGAGGAAAUACGAGAAAUAAAAGAAACCGCAGAAAAAAAUAUUAUGAAAGAUGUCCCGGUAGAUUUAAAGCCAAAAGGGGAAGAAAUAAUCGAAAAAAUGAAAAAAGGAAUGAAGGUAUUCCAUAAAAAUCUUGGUCAAGCUGUGAAUAAAUUACCCGAUUUAUUACCGAAAAUAGAACAAAACAUAGCAUCUAUGAGUUCACAGAUCGACAUCAAUGCUGUAGAAGACAUGGCAAAUCAGGCCGCUGGUCAGAUUUCAGAAACAAUGAAUGACCCAACAUUUAAUGGAAUACGAGCUCAUGUCGUUAACAGUAACAAUAUGCUGAAGCAAAAUUUACCAUCUAUCAUGAAGGCAAUGGGAAAUACAUUAUCAAAGUUAAAGUUAGCUGUUGGCAGAUUUGUUGGAGUUGUAAGGGUACAAGCAGGAACCGCAUGGAAACAAGCUGCCACAGAUUUGCCAAAUCGAACCAAUAUGGCUACAAAUAGUCAGCUUUCCAAUACCAAUAUGGGUAUGUUACCUCAACCAUUCAACUUAAACCAACAACAAGCUGUGAAUGGAGAGCAGGCAAUGUGGAGUUCUGGAGCACAGAAUCAACAAUCAAACAAUGUACAGUUUCCACAACAACAAAAUGGACAAUUUCAGCAAUCACCAGGUUUUUCCAACAUACAGCCUGCAAUGGCCCAAGGAAUGACAAACUGGCGGAAGAGGAGACAUGCCGAUGUACCAUGUGAUCAGAUAAAAGCUAGAUCUUACGAGGCAUGCCAUUCUUACCAUUUCUACUGUCCGUCUUGUAUGAACGAAAGGACUAUCUUAGAACAUGAUUGUGGUCGAGGAGCACUUGUUGCUAUGGUAGCCAUAAAGGAGUUAGAUCUACAAGCAGGAAACGAUGUAAUAAAAUACAGACAGUAUAUGGACAAUGAAGAAGUGAUUAAGAAGGUUCAUUAUGAUAAGAAAAGCCUGAAUCCAGAAAAUGGGAUGUACUCCAGAGCUUUUGUCACAGUUCAAAUUGGUGAAGAAAACAAGAUAUUCGGGACCUCCAUGCUUCCUGAUAUUCGGAACAUAAAACAUGCUGGAUUUAUACUAGGUGAUGAACUCUGGGAUAUCUUGCAGAGUAAUGAAGACUCUGCGUCAGUUCAUAUUGCACAAACUCCGGAAUUUCAUAAUGUUAAGGCAGAAUUUCUGAAAAGUGAAAAUACUAGUUCUUCUGCUGUUGUGUAUGGGACAGUCUGGGGAGUCGUUAUUAUGGUCAUGUAUAUGGGAAUAGUUGCUAUAUCUGUCAUGGUAUGACCUCUUCAUUCCAAGAUUGUCAUAUGUAUCCCCUAAUUGAAAAGACUAUUUGGCAUUAUAGUUAUAAACAGUAAAAGUUAAUGCGAUUUAUACAUGAUCGCAAUAAUAAUAUUUUGUAGUAAUCCGCUAGGCAAUUCCUUAAAAUAUUGUGUUUGUAAGUGCUGAUAGUUUAACCAUUGUAUUCCUUUAAUAUUUGGGCUUUCUGAAAUAGUGUGAUUGGUUGAUGAAUUCAACUUUUUAAAAAUAGAUUGUUUGUAGAAAAUUUUGAAAUCCUGGAACACCGUAAAGUUUAAUGCUAGUCUAGUUCUGAAUAGUUCUUUCAACGUUUUAUUAUAUUUAUCAGAACAUAUAUCAUCAGUCCCAUACGUUUGAUAAUACUUGGUAAUUAUUCUUUGAACAUUUAAAGACCACAGCAAAGCUGUUUAUAAAACACGAUCAAUAUCUUCUGGGAACAAUAACAUUAUAGGAUAAACACAUUUUUGUCAGGAGGUUAUUGAUGACUUCAUAUAGCAAAUCAUCUCACAAUUACGAAGUGUUCUUCAUACCUAUAUGUUCAAGUUUAAUGAUGUAACAUUUUUAUGAAAUUUUAUAUAUUUUUCAUUGAAAAAUGUUGUUUUUGGAAAGAUUUCUUGGAUAGUUUUUAAAAUAUAGACCUUUGAAUAUUGAGGUAUUUUGUUAGUAAAUUUCGAGUGGCCGCCAUCUUGUUCAAUAUGUAACCCCUUUUGCACGACUGGAGUGUUCUUCAAAACGAUAUGUCUCAGUUUAAUAAUUUAACAUUCUUUUAAAAUCUUCUAUUUUUUGUCAUGGUAAAUGGCUAUUAAUCAGAUUUAAAAAAAAAUUAAAUUACAAUGUACUUUGAAAUACGCAAAUAACUACUUUCUUCGUAUAUCAGAGAUUCGAAUUUAAGUUUAUUGUUGGGUGGUAGCUUUACACGGGAGGCGUAUGUAUUUAAUUAAAAUCAAUAGAGACGAGGCCCGUUAGUAUAGAAAGUCCCUGACUGGACCGCUGCCACAUAAAUGUCACAUAAAAGUCCCUUUGAACGUUUACUCAGUUUGUGAGUUUGGACUUUUUCUGUAAAGUUUUUAAGUCAGCGGCCCAGUUUACACAUCAACAACCUCUAGAAAAAUGUGUUUAAUUGUUAUAAUUCCCCACCAAAAUUUUUUUUUAUUAUAAUUUCAACUUUCAUGGAUUCCGUUCAUUUUUAUCGCACAUACAUGAACAUCACAGGAAAAUCCACAUAGUGUUUACAUAGGCUACGAAAGUAGUUGCGACAACAUGGUCUAUUGAGGUGUAAACCAAAUUUAACAAUAAUUCAAUAAUAUCAUUUUUUUAUCAAAACUAUGUGUUUUUGCAUUGUAAUAUGUAUUAGCAUUGGAUGUUUAUACUAAUGAUAUAAACAUGUUAUUGGUUACACUUAUAAUUGUAGUCAUCGUAAUGUAAUAUUUAAAGCCUCAUUUAUGUUUUCAUAUUCAAAAUGAUUUUAAAAUUCAAUAUUCAGUUAAACGAUAUUCUUUCUUUCUUUCUUUUUUUUUUAUAUUUUGGCUUUUUUUUAAUAUAUACCACUUUAGGUGCUUUUAAAAUUCCUAUACUCUUUUUAAAUUAAUGCAUUUUUAAAACUGUUAUUUGUCGUUUUGUAAAAUCUUUGAAAACCAUCAUUCUUCUAUGGUUUCACCAAAGAUAAUCAGAGUUUAUGAAUUCUAUUCUGGUAAUGUGCGACUUUGUCAACUUUUGCCUUGGCUUUCAAAUGUUUCUUUUUGUUUGAGCGUUCCUGAUGAAGGUAAAUCCAGAAAAACGCUUCGGACGCACAAAGUUAUUUAAGUGUUUUUUUUCAUUGUAAUUCUAGUAAUAUUUCAUUAGGUAUAGGUAAUAACGGUACCAAGUUUACUGCACCAGAGGCGUAUUUGUCUAAUAUUAUAUGUUUUACUCUUCUUUUAACCAUAUAACCUUAAAGCUAGAGUUUUUGAUAAAAUUUAUUAUCAAUUGUAUAUAUGAGCUAAUAUAAAGCAACUGCAUUUAUUUUUGUUCAAAAGAAAGAAAUAAUGAUGAUUUCAGAGCAAUAGAAAUACGUUAUUAUUGCAACUUUUUUCAUGGAUUUAUAAUACGAUAUUGUCAUUUUAAUCAAAAUGGGAAGCUUGAUUUGGCAAAUCUAUUUAUAACAACAGAGGAUUAUCAUUAACUUAAGGUGUUUUGGUGCCUUCAAUUUCAUGUAUAAUUUGAAAACAUGAUUUAUGUGAAAUAUAUGUUUUUCUGUACAUUUUCCGAAAGAAAUUCUCUAACAAAUUCUUUAUGAUUUUGAAAUCCAAAUAAAAUGUUCAUUAUGAA